This is a messenger RNA of Thalassophryne amazonica, 6440 nucleotides long. Its product is annotated as insulin-like growth factor-binding protein 5. The transcript is spliced from 4 exons. Lineage: Eukaryota; Metazoa; Chordata; Actinopteri; Batrachoidiformes; Batrachoididae. Gene Ontology annotation, molecular function: insulin-like growth factor I binding; insulin-like growth factor II binding; fibronectin binding. The record is from RefSeq and is a predicted model, not a curated record. Gene Ontology annotation, cellular component: extracellular region. Gene Ontology annotation, biological process: regulation of insulin-like growth factor receptor signaling pathway. The coding region runs from base 398 to 1207 and encodes 269 amino acids.
UUUGGGCUCGGCUGUUUUUAAAAAGGCAGGGCAGCUCUCAAGCUGAUCAGUCUGUUCAGGAAACUUGUGCUGGAGAAAGUACUGGAGUCAUUUGAAGGUGGGGGAGAAGUUGAGAUUUUGCGCAAAGAAUUGCCUCGCUCCUGCAGAAGACAAGAAAGCUUUUGGAGGGGGAGGAAAAAAGAUCCCAUUUGAAAGUGCUCACUGAACUGCUGUUGCACAGUGCACGACAAGCCUGCAAUGAAUGAUUUUGAAAUAGUAACAUUUGGAUAAAGACUCUUGGCUUUAGCUUUAAAAAUCGGAUUAUCUGACUGAGACGUUGUGUUGAUUAGAGCAGCAUUUCACCCUCCCAUCUCCGCCGCGUUUCAGCUUUCUGUUAGAACUGAAGAGCGCACCAACAAUGCUGCUGAGUUUUUGCCUCUUGGUGACAUUUAUCUUGGGCUUGUCCGGCUGUUUGGGCUCCUACGUGCCGUGCGAGCCUUGUGACCAAAAGGCGCUGUCCAUGUGCCCUCCGGUCCCGGUCGGGUGCCAGCUGGUUAAAGAGCCGGGCUGCGGCUGCUGCCUAACGUGCGCGCUGGCUGAGGGACACGCGUGCGGCGUUUACACCGGGACGUGCACCCAGGGCCUCCGCUGCCUGCCGAGGAGCGGGGAGGAGAAACCCCUGCAUGCCCUUCUCCACGGCAGAGGAGUGUGCACCAACGAGAAGGGAUACAAGCCAGCACAUCCGCCCGUAGAUCGCGACUCUCCUGAACAUGAGGACCCCAUGACCCCAGAGAUUACAGAGGACCUGCAGCCAGCAAAAGUGCCACGUCUUCCCAAAGAUAUUGUGAACAGUAAAAAAGUGCAGGCACUGCAAAAGGAGAAAAAGAGGAAUCUGGGUAAGCAGCGCUCCAUAGGCUCUACUUUGGACUACUCCCCUCUACCCAUCGACAAGCAUGAGCCUGAAUUUGGACCUUGCAGAAGAAAAUUGGACGGGAUCAUUCAGGGAAUGAAGGACACGUCCCGGGUAAUGGCCCUGUCUUUGUACCUUCCUAACUGUGAUAGAAAAGGAUUCUUCAAGCGCAAGCAGUGCAAACCCUCUCGUGGUCGCAAACGGGGGAUCUGCUGGUGUGUGGACAAAUACGGCAUUCAACUCCCGGGCACAGAUUACAGCGGAGGGGACAUUCAGUGUAAGGACCUGGAGAGCAGCAGCAACAACAAUAACGAAUAAAAUGCAGAGGAACUGGGUACUGCCCUCAGCUCCAAACCCCUCGACUCCCCCAACCUCCCCCCCAUCCAUCACAUGACCCAGGGCCCGCAUCUCCUCUCUACAUCACACUUGUAUGUUCCACCACCUAGUCUCUCCAACAUGUUGUUUCCAAAUGGAAAUAAGAAUAAAAACAACAUCAACAAAGAAUUCAAGCUAAGGAGCAGGCUGAAAGAGACUUUUGUUUUUGUCUUUUCUGUUAUCGACUAAGCACUCAUUUCCAGAUGAGAGGAAAAUAUCUCCAGUUUAGUUCCCUUGAACUCUAUGGGUCCCUUGAGUGCGCCCCAGCUCUAGAAUGAUGAGAAUAUACUAUGCAUACAAUACAGAUGGGUGAUAAAUGAAAGGAAAACCUACAUAAAUGACACAAUGAUCAAGACACUGCUAUGCUGGUGUACUCAGCUGAAUAUUCAAGAUACCGAAGUGUUUGAUAAGGCUCUCUUCCACUCAUCACAUGAAGAAACAUCUGCUGCAAGGGUGGUUGUCUUCAAUCUUGAAACUUUGAGAAAUAUGUCAAAUCUAGGAGCACUGAAACAGCUCCGGUUAUACCUAACACCUUACUCUUUAUGUCAGUUUUCCCGAAAUUUGACACCCAUCUGUACUGUUAAAGAAUCUGAGGAUUUUCAAGAGCAUUUCAUAAGAUGUACAGUCAGCAUCAAACCAUUCUGAAGAGGACAAAUUGGCCAUAAUGACUUAAAAUCUGAUACCACUAUGGAAUUAACAACUGGUAUUUUGAUUUGUGUGUGUGUGUGUGUGUGUGUGUGUGUGUGUGUGUGUGUGUGUGUGUCUGUGUGUUUGUUAAAAACAGGAAACAAGGAAAACGGGGUAGGAUAUGCUGUAAAAGUUGACUCUAUCUGGGUAUGUGGGUCUGUCAGAGCACUUAUCAUCGGGGAACCUGCUUAAAUAUGUGUAUUGUCACAAAAUGAUGCUUGCCUGAAUGCGUGCUUGUGUCCUGUGUGAACGUGAAGUAUGUGUGAGGCUUGGUGUUGCUGGAUGACAGAAUGAACCUUUUUUCAAAAGAAUGUCCUUUUUGUUUCUCUUUAUUUUUGUUUUGUCACAAUAAGUAUUGCUCGUGAUUGAAGUGGUCUUGGGGUUGGCCUUCUCUAUAAUUGAUGGAAAGUAUUCACACAUUGAGCAGUUGGAAACAAAUCUGAUUGUUACAAAUGAUCCUGCAUAAGUGGCUCUUUGACAGUGUAGCUAGAUAUGCCAACUGUGCCUGUUUGUACAGAAACUGCCAUGCAGAUCCACACAGAGCUUAGAGAGCACUGGUUAUACCGGCCAACUACAGGUAAAGGGGUCUUAUUGUGCAGCAAAGGUUUUAGGCUUAUAGUUUUCAAUUUUCAUGAUGAACAUCAAUGUCACAUGUUUCUGUGACUGCAAGUAAAAAAAAUGCAAGUCUGAAAUGAUUCACUUUAUACUUCUAUAUCAUGCCCUGUCAAUGGGUAAAAAUGGACUUCUGCUUGCGGAGGCUCAUGAAGGACACCUGGUCAGAAGAUGAUGGGUUUUCAUAAUACAUUCAUGACUAAUGUAUCUUGUUCAAUCUGAAAAGAAAACUAAAAAAAAAAAACCCUUGUUAUGAAUGCUGAUGUGCAUCAAGGAUAUGUUCUGGUUCCUUCCAUGUUCAGUACUUAGAUGAACUGGGUGUUGAGUAGGUUUGUAGAGUCCAUCAACUUAGAAGUCAUUGUCAGCAUGGAAAAAUUCAGUCACCUUGACUUGCGGAUGAUGGUGUGAUCUUUGCAAAAUGAAUGGAUGCCCUGAUUGCAGCACUGGAGAAGCUGAGUGAGGAGUCGGAGUGCCUGGGUUUAUGAUUGUUAAUUGAUAAAGUCUAAGAUUCAAGCUUUUAGUGCCUGAGUGCUGGAAGCAGCCGUGAAAACUGUGUUUGUAUGCAAUAAAAGUGUCAACCUAUCCUUUGAUAAUCUCCAUAGUGACAUGCAUGUCUUUGGGUCCUCAACCUUAGAUAUUGAGAGAUGUCUUGGAAGAGCCUAUGGAAUCAUCAACCUGGUAAAUAAAAGAGUUUGGUGAUGCCAGUACCUUUAUAGGAGAAUGUCAGAAACAGUGCACAUCAAGACUGAGCAUGCUCAGUCAUCUCUGUGUCCAUCUUCCCGACUGGGAAUUGAUAAAAAAAAAAUCUUCCUCACUACAGAGGACUUGCCACAACGGGAGAACCAAAGUCCAAGUGUUUAGCGUCCUAGUGCUUUCUGCCUUACUGUAUGGUUGUGAGACCUGAACUUUAACUAGUGACCUAAGACGAUGGCUGUAUAGUACUUGGUCUGUUCAGAUGAUCCUUGGAUACCACUGGGAUGGAUUUGUGUCCAACAAAAAGCUACUUCGGGAGACUCAGAUAAAGUAUACCACUUGCAUUGUGAGGGAAUGUCAGCCAUGAUAUUUUGGCCAUGAGUUGAGCUUUUCUGGGCAUGAUCCAAUGCGCAUGUGCCUUGGUGUUGAGAACACAGCAACUGGAGAAGGCCAGGGGAAAGUCACAUGCCACCUGGCUGUGAAGGAUGAUGACUGCUUUUAGGAUGUAGGUGUGGAACAGUUGUCUGCCUGGUCGGUUGCCAUGCAGGAACGAGAGUGGUUCUGUAGUGUAGUGGUUAUUGUAACAUGCAGCACCAGCGUAUAUUCCCAGACAUGAGCUGGUGUGAUAAUGUAGAUGGAAGAACCAAUACAACGUGUAAGAUUAUGGUUAAAUUACAGUUUGGGUUAGGACUGUGUUAGCUUGCAUAUUAAGCAGAGGCACUUUUGUAUGUUCUUGGCUUGGUUGGAGGUGUACUAGUUACAUGGUUAGGUGAUAUAUUUAUCUCCCUUCGAUGCCAUGUGACAUUCUCCAGCAGAGACAUAACAUUCUGUCGAGUCAUCCUUCAUGAGUCUCCACCACUUGACACACCCAUGGCGCAUAUGGGUGAGAAACGUAAAGACACUACCAGUCCUAAGUUAGAGCAAGCAUGGUGAGGAACAAUGACUUUAAACUUAAAUAGUCACAAACAUAUACAUACAUAUCUCUAUAUUGACAGGCUUUUUUUUUUUUUUUUGCUUCCAAAUUUAAUAUCUGUUCUUCACAAACAUGCUAACCUGUAUUACGUUCCAGAAAAUGUGCAAGAUAUGACCCCUUUUAACUAAUGUGAGGCUGAGUACAGUGUGUAAUCAAAUCCGACAGUCAGGUUCGUUCCUCCUCGGAGAUGUGUGAAGUGUAGUUUUGUAAGGUUUUGUUUUCUUUGCCUUCAGUGAAGUAACGAGCACCCACUUUUGAGCCAUGUUUUUUUAUCAAGUGGUUUCCCUUCAUUACUGCUUCUACAGUGUAACCUUGGUGUAUUAUAUAACUUUUAAGUAGUUAAUGAAUGUUGUUUUUCCUUUCAAAACAAAUAUGACAAUGACUUAAUGGUGCUUGGAAAAAAGUAAGCAAUUUGAGUAGGUCCUUGUAGCCAGUCAGGAAAUGGCCCAGAGUCAUGUGACUACAGAGCGGACAAAGAAGCUAACCCUUUUGCACCCUUCUCUUUGCUAGCCUAUCGUACCAACAAAAUAGUUAUUUAUAUGGAAGAAAUAUUGCACUCGGAAAUGCUAAUUACACCUCUGCUUCACCUUCAGGGGAGCAUGGUCAAAUCUAAAGGGUUACAGGUUAUAACAGGGUCAUUUGGUUGCUCUUUUUAGUGCCUUCCUAAAUGCAAAUACAUUUGAAUAGUGACAUGUAAGCAGCAUGGAUAUCACAGAGGGCAUUUUCCUUUUCUCAAAUGGCCCUCGCCAAUGGGGUUGAUUAUUGUUUUGACAAUAAAUAGGUUAGUUCUGAUGAAGAGAAGAACAUUGAAUGUGGUUUAGUCUUGUAAAUGGUGUCACAAAUGCAUUGCAGAUCCACUAUUUAGUCUGUACCUGUACCUCGGGGGCAUUUCUGGACAAAAAUGACGUGAGGAAAACGCUGUGCAACUACAAUCAGUUAAACCUCCUUCUUUUUUCAACAAAUAAUAAGCUACAUAUUAGCUUUCUCGUGUGACUGCCAAUGUACAUGAUCGCUAGAGAGAGUGGAAGCCAAAGGAUGUUUGCAAGCAAAUCAUCAUUUCAUCGAGAAAGACGUGGUAUUAGCACCUGAAAUGGCUUCUGGUUGUGAAUAUUGUAUACUUGUCGUAUUUCCCGACACCAAAUCCCAACUACCACUUUUGAAAAGCAAAGAAAGAAUGGGGAAAAAAAGCAGCUUGCACUUAUUUCAAUUAUUCACUAGUGAUUUUGACACACAACAACCUGACGUGGUAUCAUGAAGUUAGUGGAAAAGACAAACAGCCACAAAAGCUAAAUGUUGUGUUAAUGUUUUGCUUACCUUUUAAAGGUGAUACUUUGAGGUAAUAUUUGUCGACAGGGGCUGUGUAGCCCAUGCCUGGUACCGCCAGUACAGCAGCAUCUUUUAGGGAAUAUUAGGAGAAAAGUAACACAGAGUAUGCUAGCAAUGGUGCAUGAUGUCCAUUGCAGAGGGAGUAGAACGAUGGGCGAACAAGAUGGAGCGGAGAGGAAGACAGAGCACAAUGAGCUGUAGACGUUAUCAGGGCCUAGCCACUUCCCCGUAAUAGGGUCACCAAUUGCAUAACAUUAGAUACGUACAGUUAGCAAGAAAGUUACAGUGAGUCUGGGAAAUCUGGGGAACAGAGUACUGCAAUCAGGUAGAGGAUAGUGUAGGAGAGAAUUCGAGGACAAAGUUGAACUCAAGUGGUGGUCUUAAAUCCUAUCUGGGACCAGUAGAUACAGCAAAUGUGUGAAUACUUAGAAGUUUCAGGUUUAUUCUUUUUUUAGUUAAAAGACCAACGGCUGGUCGACCUGUUUCUUACCUGUUUGCAAGUUGUCACUUCCUCAGGUUUCUCGGCUCCUACUGGGUUUGAACUCAUUCAUUUUUCAUACUUUAAUAGUACAGUAAUCUCAUCUUUUUUCUGAAUAUAUAACACUUUCUGGAUGAAAUGAGGCAAUACAAUUGGUUAACAAUGUGGUGUUUACUGGCUUGUGAAAAAGACCCAUCAGUGGCAGGAGGAUAGUGGGAAUAAAAAAUUGUCAGCAUUGGGAAUUAUGUAAGACAAAUAAUUAAAAAUAAAAAGACAAAAAAACUCAAAUUAUUAAAGUGAAUAUCACUGUGUAAUAUUUAUUCAACUUGUAAUUUAUGUACUCUUUUAACCUUUGUCUUUUUGUUAUGACAAAGCAUUUAUUUAAAUAAAGUUAUGUAUUCAUUUAA